This is a messenger RNA of Cygnus atratus (black swan), 936 nucleotides long. RefSeq names its product olfactory receptor 14C36-like. Gene Ontology annotation, molecular function: G protein-coupled receptor activity; olfactory receptor activity. NCBI's taxonomy places the organism in Eukaryota, Metazoa, Chordata, Aves, Anseriformes, Anatidae. Gene Ontology annotation, cellular component: membrane. Gene Ontology annotation, biological process: G protein-coupled receptor signaling pathway. The coding region runs from base 1 to 936 and encodes 311 amino acids. The record is from RefSeq and is a predicted model, not a curated record. The transcript has a single exon.
AUGUCCAACAGCAGCUCCAUCAGCGAGUUCCUCCUCCUGCCAUUCGCAGACACGCGGCAGCUGCAGCUCCUGCACUUCGCGCUCUUCCUGGGCAUCUACCUGGCUGCCCUCCUGGGCAACGGCCUCAUCCUCACAGCCAUAGCCUGCGACCGCCGCCUCCACACCCCCAUGUACUUCUUCCUCCUCAAUCUCGCCCUCCUCGACCUGGGCUGCAUCUCCACCACUGUCCCCAAAGCCAUGGCCAAUUCCCUCUGGGACACCAGGGCCAUUUCCUACUCAGGAUGUGCUGCACAGGUCUUUCUUCUCCCCUUUCUCAUGUCAGCAGAGUAUUUUCUUCUCACUGUCAUGUCCUACGACCGCUACGUUGCCAUCUGCAAGCCCCUGCACUAUGGGAGCCUCCUGGACAGCAGAGCUUGUGCCCAGAUGGCAGCAGCUGCCUGGGGCAGUGGCUUUCUUGAUGCUGUCCUGCACACUGCCAAUACAUUUUCCCUGCCCCUCUGCCAAGGCAAUGCUGUGGACCAGUUCUUCUGUGAAAUCCCCUCGAUCCUCAAGCUCUCCUGCUCAGACUCCUACCUCAGGGAAAUUGAGCUUCUCACGUUUAAUGGUUUUCUGUUUUGCGGGUGUUUUCUUUUCAUUUUUUUCUCUGAUGUGCAGAUCUUCAAGUCUGUGCUGAGGAUGCCCUCUGAGCAGGGACGGCACAAAGUCUUCUCCACGUGCCUCCCUCACCUGGCCGUGGUCUUUCUGUUUCUCAGCACUGGCAUGUGUGCCUACCUGAAGCCCCCCUCCAUCUCCUCUCCAUCCCUGGACCUUGUGAUGGCUUUCCUGUACUCGGUGAUGCCCCCAGCAGUGAACCCCGUCAUCUACAGCAUGAGGAACCAGGAGCUCAAGAAUGCCAUUAGGAAAGUGAUGUCAUGGAUGUUUGUAAGGAUGUGUUGA